Molecule: messenger RNA, 4564 nt
Organism: Oncorhynchus nerka (sockeye salmon)
Lineage: Eukaryota; Metazoa; Chordata; Actinopteri; Salmoniformes; Salmonidae
Product: serine/threonine-protein kinase N1-like
Exons: 23
Coding region: 695-3493 (932 amino acids)
Biological process (GO): intracellular signal transduction; peptidyl-serine phosphorylation
Molecular function (GO): ATP binding; protein serine/threonine kinase activity; small GTPase binding
Source: RefSeq, a predicted model, not a curated record
UGGCGUAGGAUAGCAUUCAUUUUUCUCACAGUAACAAAAUGUCAGGUAUUUUUUUGUGGUUUAUAGAUAUUUCGCCUGGAUUUAAACUGGAAAGGAUAAGGUGAGCGGUAGGCUACGUAAGCGGGAGGCUAUGUUAUGUAGACAUAACGGUUCUUGUUCAUAAACCGAUUAUAGGCUUGACGAUGCAAUGCGUGGAAAUAAUAGCCUAAUAAUAAUGUAGAUUUUCGAGAGUGAGUGAACAAUUGAAUUAUGUCCAUUUAGUAUUAUUUCUGUAGCUGUCAUGUUCUCCAAUUACAUGGGGUAGAAUGUCAGAUGAACCAGUCAACGUCAGCCUUCAAACUACACAACAUAGUUGAAAGGUGGACACGGUGAUACGUAACUUCUUGCUCUUUUGGAACAUGGACUAAAGAAGAGAAUGAGAGGCCUACAACGUUUAUUUUGUCGAUGCUCUCGCUCAUCUGGGCAGAGACAGGCGCCCGUUAACUCUCCGUACAGUUCACUGUCGUUUUAAAGUGCUGAGGGUAUUCGCCAAUGUUGGCCUGCUCUUUGACUGCAAAUAACUCCAAACGGACAGGAACUGAUUUGAUGGUGUCGUAGAUCACUAAAAUGAUUUGAUAAUCAAGAAUUCAUUAGCUACAUUGAAGAAUUUGUCAUCCCACCGCUGUGGUAGCCUGUGUGAUACACAAGACACCAGAUGGCUAACAACGACUCGAUGCAAAGUGACCCAGGUGGGCUGUCACUGCUGGAGCAGCUGGGUCUGGACCAGAGCUCAGACUUCUCUGACUCCAGCAUUCAGCAGCGGCUGGACGGAGCGAGGGACCACAUCCGCCGGGAGAUCAGGAAGGAGCUGAAGAUCAAGGAAGGAGCAGAUAACCUGAGGAGAGCCACCACAGACAAGAAGAAUGCCCAGCAGGUGGACAGCCAGCUUCGCAGCUCCAACCGCAGACUGGACAGCCUGCACUCUAAGUUACAGGAGCUGGACGCUUACAUUGUGGUCAAAGGAGGGGACGACAACAACACAGAUGCCCCCAAGUCUCCCGGGGCGCGCAGCCGCUCGGCCAAUCAGGACCGGAUCACGGCUCUGGAGCGCCAGCUCAACAUCGAACUCAAGUGCAAACAGGGAGCAGAAAACAUGAUCCCCAUUUAUGCCAAUGGAGUCACCAAGGACAAGAAGAUGCAUCAGACGGCCCAGCAGAUGCUGCAGGACAGCAAGACCAAGAUCGACAUCAUCCGCAUGCAGAUCCGCAAGGCCAUGCAGGCCACUGAGCAGACUGAAGAUAUCCAGGGUAAGCCAGACACGUGUGGGGUGGAGCUGCGUGUGGAGGAGCUGUGGCAUCAUUACCGUGUGGAGCACGCCAUGGCUGAGGGAGCCAAGAACAUGCUGAGGCUGCUGGGAGUAGGGAAGGUCCAGGACAAGAAGGCCAUGUCAGAGGCCCAGUGUGGUCUGAGUGAGUCGUCACAGCGCUGUGACCUGCUGAGAGGCUCUCUGGAGCAGCGUUUGCUGGAGCUGACGGAUGACCACCCCAAGGCCUGCCUCAUCAAGGAAGAGCUGGUGCUGGCAUCCUCCUCAGCCUUCAGCUCCAGACACGGAACCCCCUAUGUACACAACCAGUACAGCACCCUCUGCAAGCCCUCCCCACUCACUGGUACCCUGCAGGUGCGUUUGCUGGGCUGUGUGGGGGUGUUGGAGGUGGUCCCGGGGCGCAGUAGAGGAACCCCGGUGGUCUUGCCUUGCUACAUCCCAGGGGACGGACGCUCCUUCAAACUCAGUGGUCUCUACAGCCGCAGCACCAGCAGCAUGAGCCUCAGGAUCCCCGGCAAGACCGACGAACUCUCCUCGGAGGUGAGUGCGGUGUUGAAGCUGGAGAACACAGUGGUGGGACAGACGUGCUGGAAGACAGUGGGAGAGCAGGCCUGGGACCAGACCUUCACUGUAGAACUGGAAAGAUCCAGGGAGAUGGAGAUAGCAGUGUACUGGAGGGACUACCGCUCCCUGUGUGCUCUCAAGUACCUGAAGCUGGAGGACUUCCUGGACAACCAGAGACACAAAGUUCAGCUGGAGCUAGAGCCUCAGGGCCUGCUGCUGGCAGAGGUAAUGUUCUUCAACCCAGUCAUAGAGAGAGGCCCAAGACUGCAGAGACAAAAGAAGGUUUUCUCCAAACAGCAUGGUAAAGCGUUCCUGCGUGCUCGUCAGAUGAAUGUUGACAUCGCCACCUGGGUCCGCCUACUGAGGAACGCCAUCCCUACUGGAAACAACGUUCCCAGCUACACCCCACACACACACUCACGCUCACAUUCUGGGGAGAUCUCAGUGGAGAAGCUGACUCUGGAGAGCGACUCUCCUCUGAGACCUGAGAUCAGGAGAGACGUUGUUGACACACCCCACCUGGAACAGCCUGUGAUCGAGCCCUUGUCCCCUCCAGACCUCGCCCAAGGGCGGCCAACCAGAACCCUAUCCACGAGUUCCUUGCGCAGACAGAGCAAAGGCCCUCUGUGUCUGCAGGACUUCAAGCUGAUCGCUGUGCUGGGCAGGGGACACUUUGGCAAAGUGUUGUUGUCGGAGUACAAGAGGACAGGCAGUGUGUACGCUAUCAAAGCCCUGAAGAAGGGAGACAUUGUGGCGCGGGACGAAGUGGACAGUCUGAUGUGUGAGAAGCGUAUUUUUGAGACGGUGAACAGCUCCCACCAUCCCUUCCUGGUCAACCUGUUUGCAUGUUUCCAGACCCCAGAACACGUGUGCUUCGUCAUGGAGUACACGGCUGGGGGUGACCUCAUGAUGCACAUCCACGCAGACGUCUUUACAGAGCCCCGAGCCGUGUUCUACGCAGCCUGUGUGGUUUUGGGCCUGCAGUUUCUUCAUGACCAUAAGAUUGUGUACCGGGACCUUAAACUCGAUAACUUGUUGCUGGAUACACAGGGCUAUGUGAAGAUCGCAGACUUCGGGCUCUGCAAAGAGGGUAUGGGCUAUGGGGACAGGACCAGUACGUUCUGUGGUACUCCUGAGUUCCUUGCUCCAGAGGUUCUGACAGACACCUCCUACACCAGGGCAGUGGACUGGUGGGGCCUAGGAGUACUGGUGUAUGAGAUGCUGGUUGGAGAGUCUCCAUUCCCAGGUGAUGAUGAAGAGGAGGUGUUUGACAGCAUAGUGAAUGACGAGGUGCGCUACCCUCGCUUCCUCUCCACAGAGGCCAUCGGCAUCAUGAGACGGUUGUUGAGGAGGAACCCGGAGCGGCGCCUCGGCUCUGGUGAGAAAGAUGCUGAUGAUGUCAAGAAACAGCCUUUCUUUAGGGGUGUGGACUGGGAAGCGCUGCUGCAGAGGCGGCUCCCGCCCCCGUUCGUCCCCAACAUCAGGGGGAGGGAGGACGUCAGCAACUUUGACGAGGAGUUCACCGCCGAGACCCCCGCCCUCACGCCGCCCCGCGAACGCCGCACCCUCUCCCGCAAGGACCAGGACUGCUUCAAAGACUUUGACUACGUCUCUGACCUCUGCUAAGGGUCAAGGUCAGACUCUCCCUUUAUACUGUAAGAGGAGCUGACGAGGGACUCUGCACUGCGAGAGGGAUGUUACCAGGAGAGGCUUACUGCUGUUCUGUCUGAACUGUGAAGAGGCAGAAGAAAGUUACGCGAGGAUGUGAAUGCUGCUGCGGAGAUACAUUGUCAGGGAUCUACUGACCUCUAAUGGAUUUCUGGAGAGCCUUUUUAUAGGAUGAUACAUGACGAUAAUCCGGAUGAUGUAACGCUCAGUGGAUGAGUGCUGGGGCACAGUGUCUGUGCAGCAUAGCAACAUUGGAACUGAGUGAAGUUUAUUUCCCUUAAAAGAUUAAAUGGAUAUUCUCUGUAGAAGACAAUACAGUUCCAAUGGACCUCUCUCUAUUGCCUUUCUGCCUGCUAUCUUUCCUCUCCCUUUAUCGUUUGAGGCUGCUUACUGUUUCUGUGUGUAAAUUCCGAUCCUGCCUCAGUCUGUUCCCAUUGCUGUCAUCUGGAGUCCUGCACCUCUCAUAAAUCACCACAUGGGGGAGCCAUAGAAAAGGUCAAAAGUGUUCCAGAGAAAUUGAGGAGAUGACCAAGUGGGGUGCAGAUUCAGUGUGUGAUGAAUGCCAAGGGAUGCUAGUGAGAGUGAGGAUGAUGAGGGAGGAAGGAUGAGCGUUGAGGUGUUUUUCUGUGUUUGGGCUGGGUCCUCACCAUCUCAUGUUACCCCUCGUCUUCAAAUGGGAUACUCCUCUACUCUCCCCGCUCUGUACGAGUUUUAUCCUCAAUCAUUUAGAAAUAUUUUUCAAAUAGUUUUCUGUGAUUUUAGUUUCUUUUUGGUGUUUUGAUUUGUCAAUCAUGCCGAUGUUAUGUUUGGAAUUGUGACUUAGUAAAAAUGUGAACCCAAUGGACUGACUCACAGCUUUGUGACUUUUCAGCCCAAUUACCAUUCAGCCAGCUAUAUUAGCAGGACUUCUUUAAACUUAUUUUUUUCAAUAUUGUGAUAUAAAACCUACAAUAUGAGUACAGUAGUGUAUAUUGUUUAUGGAUUCUCACACAAUCCAAACUACUAUAACUAAAGUUGUUUGUCAUCCAG